Molecule: messenger RNA, 1726 nt
Organism: Pecten maximus
Lineage: Eukaryota; Metazoa; Mollusca; Bivalvia; Pectinida; Pectinidae
Product: sushi, von Willebrand factor type A, EGF and pentraxin domain-containing protein 1-like
Exons: 4
Coding region: 971-1726 (251 amino acids)
Source: RefSeq, a predicted model, not a curated record
GACAUCUUAGAGCGAUCAGACAAGGGAACUGGACAUCUUAGAGCGAUUAAACACGGGAACUGUAUAUCUUAGAGUGAUCAGACAAGGGAACUGGACAUCUUAGAGCGAUCAGACAAGGGAACUGGACAUCUUAGAGUGAUCAGACAAGAGAACUGUAUAUCUUAGAGUGAUCAGACAAGAGAACUGUAUAUCUUAGAGUGAUCAGACAAGGGAACUGUAUAUCUUAGAGUGAUCAGACAAGAGAACUGUAUAUCUUAGAGCGAUCAGACAAGGGAACUGUAUAUCUUAGAGCGAUCAGACAAGAGAACUGUACAUCUUAGAGUGAUCAGACAAGGGAACUGGACAUCUUAGAGUGAUCAGACAAGGGAACUGGACAUCUUAGAGUGAUCAGGCAAGGGAGCUGAAUAUCUUGGUUAGCAAUUACAUUCAGCCAGAUGCAGACUUCAUAUCAAAAGCAGAUAUUUCUUGCGUUGCUAUGGAUAUUGGUGGAUAUAGGAGGUAUGUUCUUAUAUUACACCGUAAAUGAUAAAUUCUAUUGCAUGUUGAAUUUGAUCCACAUCCGGUUAUUGACCAACACUAGAUAACAUAUCGGUUAAACAGGCGGUGCGGAAAUAUCUUGGCGUGAAUAAAAAUGUUUUUGUGAGAAAUCAAUUUGACAUAAAUUUAAACGUUUGGUGUCGUCGAUGAAGAGGACCCAUUGCCUUGUCUAAUUUGUACUGAUUCCAUGGAUACAAUUGUUCAUUAAUAUAUUGUUUAUAUGUUAACACGAUGUUAAUAAUAUCAAAACGGGUUUAAUAAACAAUAGUUAAGAUUUGUCUAAAUAGCCGGUAUUCACAAGUACCGCGAUAGGUACUUGUACAUCUUUCAAAUCACAAGGGUGUCUAACGAUUUUCAGCAAAGAGUAUAAAAAUAUUUGUGUUGUAAUACAUAAGUAAGUGGCGUUUCAGGGACGAAACAACAGGAUGACGAUAUGGUUUGGAGGUUUUUCCAAUCAGUGAAUUAUGUUGAUGUGGCAACCUAUACAGAUGCCUUAGCGAGAGAGGUGGACAACGUGAUGACAAAGUUGAGGUGUUCGUCACUUUGUGUUGAGUACGGAUGUGGAUGUGUAUCAUUUACCUUCGAUGAUGUUAGUGGAAUCUGUCACAUGUUCACUAAGGCUUUGGUUAGUGGAGGUGGGACAAGUGUCGGAGCCAACAAGGUCACAGAAUGUUCGGUGCCAGUGGUCUUUGCUAAUGCUACAUUGGUCAACUACACCGGAUGUAACGCAACAUACGAAUGUAACUUCGGCUACAACGCAACCGCAUCAGGCAUGCUCACGUGUCAAUCGAAUGAGACGUGGAUUCCAAGUGAAUUUGAGUGUGUUGAAAUCCCAUGUUCUGCGCCACCUACUCUUGCCAAAGGUAUUUCGGCCGUGACGUCACUACAGGUGGGUGCUGUCGCUGUUUAUACAUGUAUCCAAGGAUAUAUCAACAGAGGAGGCCAUACGAAUACCCUUAACUGUGUUGUCGGAGGGACCUGGGCUGGUCUCAUUGACAUGCUUUUUCAUAUUUCUUCCGCCGACGAGGUUUCAGACUUGUUUCUGGAAAACCGACCGGCGGAAUUCAACGAAACUUUACAUGAGAGUUCGGGUAUGGACGACGGUGUUUUUUCUCUGGAUUCUUCUUUGGUUUGUAAUCGGUCAUAUGACCGGUCAGCCGAACCGAGGCCUCCGAUUGGUCGAAAUUAA